Molecule: messenger RNA, 3208 nt
Organism: Lagenorhynchus albirostris (white-beaked dolphin)
Lineage: Eukaryota; Metazoa; Chordata; Mammalia; Artiodactyla; Delphinidae
Gene: IL34
Product: interleukin 34
Exons: 7
Coding region: 1997-2704 (235 amino acids)
Biological process (GO): positive regulation of macrophage differentiation; positive regulation of protein phosphorylation; positive regulation of monocyte differentiation
Molecular function (GO): macrophage colony-stimulating factor receptor binding; cytokine activity
Source: RefSeq, a predicted model, not a curated record
AAGGGGGAAGGGCAUUCUGCUCAGGGAACAGCAGGAGCAAAGGGAUUGAGGCUGGUCAGUCAUCGUGGGGCGGAAGGGGUGGGCUGCAGGGGUGAGAGCCUGACCCCCUGGUGAUCCUGGCUCCAUGGAGCAAAGGAUCAUGAGAGACUUGUCCUGUGAGGGGGAAGGCUGUCGGUCCUAUGGGAGGAGGACUGUUCCAGACAUCCCUUAGGCUGAGAAAAGCAGAGAACCCUCCUCUUUCCCCUCAAAUGCACAUGUCCACUUACAUGCAAUAUUCUUUUAGCUACUUUUACUUUUUUUUACUGUGGUAAAAUAUACAUAACAUACCAUUUUAAACAUUUUUAAGUGUACAAUUCAGUGAUGUUAAGCACAUUUACAAUGUUAUGUAGCCAUUAUCCCUAUUUCCAGAACUGUUUUUUUUAAAGAACAUUUAUUUAUUUAUUUAUUUUUGGCUGCGUUGGGUCUUCGUUGCUGCACGCGGGCUUUCUCUAGUUGCGGGGAGCCGGGGCUACUCUUCGUUGCAGUGCACCGGCUUCCAUUGCAGUGGCUUCUCCUGUUGCGGUGCGCGGGCUUCCGGGCUUCCGUAGUCGUGGCUCGUGGGCUCUAGAGCGCAGACUCAGUACUUGUGACAUGCGGGCUCUAGAGCGCAGACUCAGUAGUUGUGGCGCACCGGCUUAUUUGAUCCGCGGCAUGUGUGAUCUUCCCGGACCAGGCCUCGAACCCGCGUCCCCUACAUUGGCAGGCGGAUUCUUAACCACGGUGCCACCAGGAAAGCCCGAGAAAUUCGGUAGAUUUUUUUUAUGUUGAUCUUGUGUCCUGCAACCUUGCUGAGCUCAUUUAUUAGCUCAUCUUGUUCCCAAUUUUAGGGGGAGAACAUCCAGUCGUUCACCGUGUAAGUUUCUCAUAGAUGCCCCCUUUCUGGUUGAGGAAAUUCCCUUCUAUUCAUAAUUUGCUGAGAGUUUCCUUGAGAGUGGAUGUUGGAUUUUGUCAAAGGGACAAAAUCUACUACAUCUGCUGAGGUGAUCAUAGGUUUUUCUUUUUUAGUUUGCUAACAUGGGGAAUUCACAAUGCUUGAUUUUCAAAUGUGAAACUAACCCUUCGUUCUUGGUACUGCAUGUGAGAUUAGUAUAGGACGUGGGAAUCCAGGUUCCUCCAGAGCAUCCCGGGGACUGUCCUCCACAUAAACUGGGUUUAGUGCCCAGUCAUCCGGGGAGAAGGAGGGAGGGGACAGAGGGCAAGGGCGGGGACAGCACGUACCGCCAGAUACAGCUGCCUGCGUCUGCCGCCUCACGUGAGCCGCCCCAGCUGAGCCAGGGGCCAACCUGGGACCCAGCGGCAGCUCCCCACAGCCUGUGUGCUCGUGGGGUGAGGCGGUCCCUGCUCUCAGGCUCUCUUGUAGGGUCUCAACGCUCAGCCCUUGUAUCUCCUGGAGCUCGUUCUCUGCAUCUGCGAAACGGAGCUGGUGGUGGCUGGGCAGCCAGAGCACACGCAUUGACCCAGGAGGCUGCAAGCUGCGGCCAGUCUGCGCACCCCACGAAGGGUUCCUGAGUGCAGCGGAGACCGCCCACCAGGCCACACGCGCGCCGGCAGUUCCCUUCUGUGUGCAAUGAAGAGCCAGAUUUCACACUGAGCAGCUGCAGACAGAGAAAUCAGAGAAAGCACAACCCAGCCUCAGAUUCCGAGGGGCCUGCUGGGGACUCUCUCCUCCUGCUUGGAAGGAAGACCCCGAGGCAGCCGUUUCAGGCCAGGUCUUGGCUGCCAUGGGACUCAGAGCCACCGCCCCCCGGCUGCCCUCUGCACUGCCAGGCAGAUAAGGGUGAGCCCUGCCCAGGAGCACCUGCCACCUCCUGCUGGGCCACUCCUCCGUGGCUAGUCCUUCCUCGACUUUGGGCCACCUUUGCUGACCCGAGGCCAUGUAGGCCCCACUCAGGCCUCUGUGGAUAGACACAUUGCUGGGGACAUCACCUCUGCUCUCUGGGAGACCCAGCGCACCACCAUGCCCCGGGGAUUCGCCUGGCUGCGCUAUCUCGGGAUCCUCCUGGGCAUGGCCUUGGGGAACGAGGGUUUGGAGGUGUGGCCCUUAACCCGGAGCGAGGAGUGUGCCAUCACUGGCUUUCUGCGCGACAAGCUGCAGUACCGGAACCGCCUUCAGUACAUGAAACACUACUUCCCCAUCAACUACAGGGUCAGUGUGCCUUAUGAGGGGGUACUCCGAAUGGCCAACGUCACCAGGCUGCAGAGGGCCCGGGUGAGCCAACAGGAGCUGCGGUAUCUGUGGGUCUUGGUGAGUCUCAGUGCUACUGAGUGGGUGCAGGAGGUGCUGCUCGAGGGCCAUCCAUCCUGGAAGUACCUGGAGGAGGUACAUACACUGCUGCUGGAUGUCAAACAAGGCCUCCCGGGUGUGGAGGUCAGCCCCCAGGUGGAAGCAGUGUUGUCCCUCUUGAGUGCCCCAGGAAGCCUGAAGCCAGUGCGGCCCAAAGCUCUGCUGGACAACUGCUUGCGGGUUAUGGAGCUGUUGUACUGCUCUUGCUGUAAACAAAGCCCUGUCUUAAACUGGCAGGAUUGUGAGGUGCCAAGGCCUCAGCCUCACGGCCCGGAGCCCUCGUCACAGUGUGUGGCCGCCCAGCUAUACCCCCUGCGCCAGGAGCCCCCCACCUCCCUGCCCCACCCCCCGGCAUCCACGGCUGGAGCCCCGGCUCAGUGAAGCUGCUGAGGGCACAGGGCGAAGGCCGCCUGCCCUGAGUGGGCUGCAUGGUAACUGGGUGGGGCAGCUGGAGGAGCUCUUGCAGGAGAUGGACUGGGCCUGAGGCUUCUCUGGGUGGUGGUGGGGAGCCCCUCUUGGGAGAGGAGACCCUAGAGGGGCAUUUCUCCUUUGAGGGGGACUCAGUGCCUGAGAAGGGUUCAGCUUCCCGCCUUCCAUACCUCCCAUGGUCUCACCUGGAGCGGUGGGCGCUGGGGGCACCUGAAGGUCAAUGAAGACAGAGCUUACAGCCCCUCCUGGCACUGCCCGGGCUGCCCUCUUCCCUGAGGGCAGGGCUGACUGUCUCCUAAGCCCAAAGAGGUGAGAGCUGUACCAGGUGGGCAUGGGGGUGGGGACACGCCUCGGCAAGGCCAGGGAGAGGGCAGCAAAGCUGGGGAGAGGGCAUAGCCAAAUGCCACAUCUUGCCACAGUUCCCUUUAUUUUUUCUAUUAAACACCUGCUUUGUUU